Trichoderma atroviride IMI 206040 is the source of this 2006-nucleotide messenger RNA. Lineage: Eukaryota; Fungi; Ascomycota; Sordariomycetes; Hypocreales; Hypocreaceae. The record is from RefSeq and is a predicted model, not a curated record.
AAGCAGAAGCUCUUUUGUAGUAGCGCCUCUGCGGGCCUCGCCGUUGUUCAGCCACUCGUACCGGUACCGGCCACAAUGGAAACCUGUUUAUCUUGUUCUUCUGCCAAUACUAAAUUAAGCUCAUACGGGAGAACCGCCGUAGAAAGACGGCCAAAGUUUACUCUGCCCAAAGUAGAGGCUGCAUAUCAGAUUGCCAUAGGAGGUCAUCACACGGCGAAUUACUCUUUGUGUCACUUGUAUAUAACGUUGAAAGGUUACAUGAGACACUACGCAGAGGGUGAUGAACCAAAAACAAAAAAGUCCGUGACAUUACGCCGAUGACCACAAAUAUGGACCGUCCUGCGGACAUUGCAGGUACUCUUAGACUCACGUUGGCCUCCCCCGUGUUCCCCAAGCUGGCUCUUCUCCAACGUAGGCAUUCCUUGCAAUUCUCACUGUCCGUCUCUGCCGCUGCCGUAGGACGCUUUUGGAAGCUGUGCCCGGCUCUAAUAUCGCAGCAAUUCGGCGUGCUUGUGGCCCCAAACGUAAUCAACAGAUCCCCUGGCCGGCUGUUGCAGGGAUCCGCCACGCCAAAUGCAAAAAGUAUUUCUUACCGGUCAGUGGUCUAUUACGUGGCCGAGGCGCAACAGACACAGACCACUCUCGAAAAUCCUCAGUCGUUUGACUUUGCUUUGCUAUCAGAUAGCAAGCCUCUCAACCCAGUUUUUUCCUCCUUUAUACUCGUGGCGGUUUACAAGGAGAGAAGCAGAAAGGAGGAGUCCAUCAUCAUGAACUCUCCCCUAGGAUCACCGAGGCUCAUGUCCUCAGCCAGCCCCUUCCGCAACAAGGUGCCCACACAGAUGAGGCGGUGUCUGCCUCUCUACCUCGCCAUCGUUGGCGUCUUCCUCCUCAUUGUCAACUUCGAUUGGGUCUUGGCCAUACCCAGUCCCACCGCCGUCCUUCGCCGCCAACCAAAAGCCCCUGCUGUGCCCGGCAGCACAUUUCCGCAAAAGAUUUGGCAGACGUGGAAAGUUGAUCCUCUCAACUUCGAAGAGCGCGAUCUCUUGACGGCGCAGACAUGGACUCAGAAGAACCCCAGCAUGAGAUACGAAGUCAUCACCGAUGCCAACGAGAUGGCGUACAUUGAGGAUCGGUAUGGCCCUCAUGGCUACAACCGCCCAGACAUUGUCAAGUUCUACAAGAGCAUCAAUCUCCCCAUUAUCAAGGCCGAUCUUCUGCGAUACAUGGUCAUGUAUGCCGAAGGCGGCAUUUACGCCGACAUUGACGUCGAAACCAUGAAGCCUUUCCACCGCUUCAUCCCAGAUCGCUACGACGAAAAGGACAUUGAUCUGAUUAUCGGCAUUGAAAUUGAUCAGCCCGAAUUCAAAGACCACCCCAUCUUGGGGAAGAAGUCUAUGUCUUUCUGCCAAUGGACAUUUAUUGCACGCCCCGAGCAGCCCGUCAUGAUGCGAUUAAUUGAAAACAUCAUGAAGUGGUUCAAGGCCGUCGCCAGAGAGCAGGGCGUGGCCUUGGGCGAAGUGCAGCUCGACUUUGACCAAGUCAUUAGCGGCACUGGCCCUUCUGCAUUCACCACCGCCAUGCUCGAGGAGAUGAACCACAAGACAAAGGGACCCAAGGUCACCUGGGACCAGUUCCAUAACAUGGACGAGUCCAAGCUCGUGGGCGGCAUCCUCGUCCUCACCGUCGAGGCCUUUUGCGCCGGACAGGGCCACUCUGACUCUGGCAACCACAAUGCUCGCAACGCCCUCGUCAAGCACCACUUCCACGCGUCCAACUGGCCCAGCCGCCACCCCCGAUUCAAGCACCCUGCCUACGGCCAGGUCGAAGACUGCAACUGGGAUUCCGAGUGCAUUCGCAAGUGGGACGAGAACAUUGCCAGCUGGGACCACUACUCGGAGAAUGAGCAGAGCCAAAUCAUCCAGGACGUGGAGAACAAGCGGAUAGCAGCAGAGAAUGCACGACUGGAGCAAGAGCGGCAGCUACAGCUAUUAGCACAGCUACCAUGA